Drosophila willistoni is the source of this 564-nucleotide messenger RNA. RefSeq lists its product as uncharacterized. The transcript is spliced from 2 exons. The record is from RefSeq and is a predicted model, not a curated record. NCBI's taxonomy places the organism in Eukaryota, Metazoa, Arthropoda, Insecta, Diptera, Drosophilidae. Bases 64 to 381 code for a protein of 105 amino acids.
ACUCCGCUAAAGUCAAUGUCAGGAGCUGGAUAGAUUUGUAGACUCAUUUCAUUAUUAAUUACAAUGGAAAUUUUAGUAAACGAAUCAAAAGUAGUGAAAUUCCUACGGAAGAAGGUGGAGCCGCAGCAGUUGCGCCAAAUAAUAAUGCACUUUAGGAAUCAGACCAAGGAUGCGAACAAGUGGGAAACGACGCUGAGGCAGCUCAUUAAUGUCUUAAAGACAGCCACGAAGUCUGGUGUCAUACAGGAGGUGAAUACAUUUUACUUUGCCAACACCCAUGUCGAAGAUGUUCAAAAGAUUAUGAUGGCUGAAGAUGAUUGGUUCAUUCCCAGUGAUACUUCUUUGGGCAGCACAGGUGUCUACAGACACGGCAGCCACUAAGAGUCCGGAUUCAUCAACGAAUUCAGAGUCCACCUAACAUUGUCCAACCGCAGUGGGAUGCAGAUGUGUUGUAAAUAUGGAAAUGAUGUCCUGUGGACGAUAUUUGGUCUAUUCUUAAGUGUUUCCACAUGUCAUUUAAAUUAAAUGUUCUAAAUGUUCUGGUAGAUCAACUGGUCGUGGUAA